GUGGGUUCGCCUGCUUCCCUUCAGCUGCACAUCACACAGAAGCGGCUGUAAUCGGAAUCAAUUUAUUUGUCCCUUUUCCUCGUCUCUUUCCACUGUGGUGACGUCAGUCGUCGCGUGGAGCGCAGUCAGCCGCGUUUAGCUCCCUGCGGUGCGGAGGAGACAGAGGGAAAUCCUCCUGCCGGAGAGCGGACACACCUCGGGAUGGAUGCGCUGAAAUCUGCCGGCAGAGCCAUCAUUAAGAGCCCCGGCGUCCCGCGACACACCUGGGGAACUUCAAAGCAUGAAAGUCAAGCUGCCAGAAAACUGGACAGACACAAAGGAGACCCUGCUGGAAGGGAUGGUGUUCAACGUUAAGUACCUUGGUAUGACUCUGGUGGGACAACCUAAAGGAGAGGAAAUGGCCUCAGCUGCCAUUCGAAGAAUUGUUGCAAUGGCCAGAGCCAGCGCCAAGAAGUUUCGGAAGGUAACCCUGACAGUGUCUCCAAAGGGCAUAAUCAUCACAGACACAGAGACUGCAGAUCUGAUUGAGAAUGUCUCUAUAUACAGAAUCUCAUACUGCACCGCAGAUAAAACUCAGGACAAGGUCUUCGCUUAUGUUUCCCAAAGUCAGUUCAAUGAGACUCUUGAGUGUCAUGCAUUUCUCUGCCAAAAAAGAAAAAUUGCUCAGGCUGUAACCUUAACAGUAGCUCAGGCAUUUAAAGUAGCACUAGAUCUUUGGGAAAUUGCUCAGGAAGACAAAAACAAGAAGGCGAGGACCUGCUGUUCCUGUGCAGCCAGUGACGGCCAGAUGGAGACGACAGAAACACAGUGUGUUCCAGGAGCUUCCAUUCCACACCUGCCAUCCCCCUCACAUCCAGCAGCACAUAAGCCCAGUGGGAUAGAGGAGAAGCCCCGCAGGCCCUUAUUCUCAGCUUCUCUCAGCUCACCAUUGCCUCGCAGUAACCCCACCAGGAGACGGCCGAUUAAACAUGACUCUUGGGAUGUGGAGGAUGGUUUCGAUGAUGUCUUUUCAAGCAAUAUGGAGGUAGACGAAGCAGAUACUGAUUGGCCGAGCCCCACUCCAAACCCGUCUCUGACAAUGCAGCUCUGAGUCUGUGGGAGGUCUCAGAUGAAAGACUGUUGCCUUUUGACAAUAAUUAUUUUCAAUAACACCAGCUGGCAGUAGCUGCCCAUCAUACAGCAUUAUAAAAAAAUAACAGAGAGCACACACUGGUGCUCUAGACCGAAAAAAAAACAACAGAAACUGCAUUAACUCAGCAGGGAAGCCAAGAAACAUUAACUGUUAUUGUAAAGGAUCUAAAACCUGAACCCUGCUUAAAAGGUAAACAGCCAUCAAUGAUGCAGAUGUUUGCAAAAAAUUACCUGGUAAAAUAUGGGUCGCUUAGCAAGCAGCACAGAAAUGCUUUAGAUGCAAGAGUUACUAAAUAUCUACACUGUAAAAUCCCCAAAGAGAUUCAGAGUGAGAUCACAGAAAUAGUUGCAUAAAAGCUCUAUUUAGUUAAACAGACGUGUUUUGGGAAAAGCUCUUUGAUAUUGUAGAUAUUCUGCCAACUUCUCUGAAAGGAGUCUAACUUUUUAAACAUGAAAUGCUGUACAGUGAAUACAACUCUCAAGAAACAAACGAGUCAUGUUUGUCUAUUGCCAUGCAAUCUUAUAUAAUUUUUUUUAAAUAAUUUAUUUCUAAUUAUUUACU
Molecule: messenger RNA, 1693 nt
Organism: Cyprinodon tularosa
Lineage: Eukaryota; Metazoa; Chordata; Actinopteri; Cyprinodontiformes; Cyprinodontidae
Product: low density lipoprotein receptor adapter protein 1
Exons: 10
Coding region: 281-1090 (269 amino acids)
Source: RefSeq, a predicted model, not a curated record